Molecule: messenger RNA, 1990 nt
Organism: Cicer arietinum (chickpea)
Lineage: Eukaryota; Viridiplantae; Streptophyta; Magnoliopsida; Fabales; Fabaceae
Source: RefSeq, a predicted model, not a curated record
AGUUCUUAAUUUCUAUGUCGGUGAGCUUUGGAGAUAAUAUCCAAGAUUGUUUAUAUAUUAGCCUAUUAGGCACUUCUAAUAGCAUACACUCACAUUUCAUGAUCAAACCAAAGAAGCUUAAUAGCUUCUCCUGAGUUCUAAUAAGUCUGUUUUGUAAUUGUAAUUCCCUAUGCAGAUUUUCAGUCUGCGCCAAAGAGCACUUGUGUGCUUUUGGCCUUUUGUUCUUUUUGUUUUACUAGGAUUUUGUUAUGGAGAACAACAAAGUACAAUUGAGGUAGUUGGGCUUGGUGAAUGUGCAGAUUGCAUACAGAACAAUAUUAAGACUAGCCAGGCUUUCUCAGGGUUACGUGUAACAAUAGACUGCAAGGCCUCAAAUGGACAUAUCCAAACAAGAGGGGCCGGUGAGCUUGAUAAAAAUGGAAAUUUCAAAGUAUCACUUCCUAAAGACAUAGUAAAAGAAGGUGAAUUGAAAGAAGAAUGUUAUGCUCAGUUACAUAGUGCAUCAGCUGCACCAUGUCCUACUCAUGAUGGCAUUCAAAACACCAAAAUUGUCAUCAAGUCAAAAUUUGAUGACAAACAUACCCUCAGUACUGCUAAUGCUGGCAAACUCAAAUUCUCAUCAGCUACAUGUACCUCAGCAUUUUUUUGGAAACACCCUCUUUUUCCUAAGCUUCCUCAUCCUCAAUUACCUGACUUCCCACCAUUUCCACCAAAAGUUUUCCACAAACAUCCUCUUUUCCCUCAUAUUCCUAUCUACAAGAAACCUCUCCCUCCUCCUGUGCCUGUCUAUGUAAAACCUCUUCCCCCUCCUGUGCCUAUCUAUAAGCCUCCUGUAUAUGUAAAACCUCUCCCUCCUCCAGUGCCUAUCUAUAAGCCACCUGUUUACGUGAAACCUCACCCUCCUCUUGUGCCUGUUUAUAAACCACCUGUAUACGUGAAACCUCACCCUCCUCCUGUGCCUGUCUAUAAACCACCUGUAUAUGUGAAACCUCACCCUCCUCCUGUGCCUGUCUAUAAGCCUCCUAUUAUUCCAGUUACUAAACCGCUUCCACCACCGGUUCCGUUCAAGAAACCAUGUCCACCAAAGAUUGAGCAUCCAAUUCUACCACCUGUUCCAAUAUAUAAACCUCCAAUAGUUCCAAAGCCACCGGUGGUUCCGAUCGUCAAGCCACUUCCUCCUCCAGUUCCAAUUUACAAACCACCAGUUGUCACUAAACCUUUUCCUCCAUUCAAGAAACCACCAUGUCCACCAAAGAUUGAGCAUCCAAUUCUACCACCUGUUCCAAUAUAUAAACCUCCAGUAGUUCCAAAACCACCGGUGGUUCCGAUCGUCAAGCCACUUCCUCCUCCAGUUCCAAUUUACAAACCACCAGUUGUCACUAAACCCUUUCCUCCAUUCAAGAAACCACCAUGUCCACCUCUUCCCAAGCUCCCUCCAAAGCCAUUUUUCCAUCACCCCAAGUUUGGAAAAUGGCCUCCAAAGCCUUUUUUCCAUCACCCCAAGUUUGGAAAAUGGCCACCAAUCUCUCCAAAGAACUUCUUCCAUCAUCCAAAGUUAGGAAAUUGGCAUCCUAAAAGCUUCUUCCAUCACCCUAAGUUUGGGAAAUGGCCACCAUUAACUCCUCAUAAUUAGUCUCUUUGUUGGUUUUACAAAAUAUUCAUGGUUUUUGUCUUCUUUGUUUCUCUAAUUACUACCACAAUCAAUUUGCAAAUAAAGCCUUCAAGUCAGGCAUAAAGCAUAUGAACAGAAGAGCAUCAAGCCAUGAUGGAGAAAACCAAAAAUAGCAUGAUGUUGUUUGAAGUUUGAUGAAGCUGCCGAAUGUAUUCAAUUGUUGUUCUUGAGUGAAGAUCACCGGAAUUAUUAUUCUUUUAAAAUUACUUUCAUGUGUAUAUAUAUACAUGUGUUGUGUGUUAGUAUUUUGUGAUGAUAUUGCAUUUUCCCACUUUCUAUCUUGGGUUAUUAAUAAAAUUCCCACUUUAUCUCCAAGUA